AUGACAAUCGUGACGAGUUUAGGAAUCUCUGUUCCUCCCCAAAUGUCUCCAGUCAUGGAAGAAGAUCCAGAAGAAGACAGCGAGGAAGACGUUUGUCCUUCUCCUGUCCCCAUAGCACACUUUAAUGUCAACAACAGCAACAACAAAGAAGAUCAAAUAAAAAAGCCAAAAAAACAGAAAAGAAAAGGCAAAAAUACCAACACUCAGAAGAUCCAAAAAACAGUAAAUACCAAGUCCAAAAAGUCCAAAAAGAAAAGCAAUGUGCAAAACCAAAAAGACAAAGGCAAGGAACAUGGAACAGAGAAAGAGAAGAAAAAAAGGAAGGAUCAGAAGGAGCAAGAAAAUGAGAAAGAAAAGAAAAAAGAGAAGGAAAAGGAAAAGGAGGAGAAAAAAGAAGGGCCGAAGGAGUUGUUUGUGAUUAAUCCAGCCAGUAACCUGUAUUACCAGUGGCUCCUUCUCAUCACUCUGCCCGUCAUGUACAACUGGACGAUGAUCAUUGCAAGAGCCUGCUUUGAAGAACUGCAGCAUGAAUAUCUGAUCACGUGGUUCUUUCUCGACUAUAUCUGUGAUCUCAUUUACUUGGGUGAUAUGGCCUUCAGAGCAAGGACUGGCUACCUUGAGCAGGGUUUGCUUGUCAAAGAUCAGAAACUCCUCAUCAAGCACUAUACAGACAGCCCUCAGUUCCGACUUGACGUCAUCUCGAUGAUACCCACCGAUGUGCUGUACUUUAUCCUGGGACUGGACUACCCUGAGAUUCGCAUCAACAAGCUGCUACGCAUCAACCGCAUGUUUGAGUUCUUUGACCUUUCACAGACCAUGACCAACUAUCCUAACAUCUUCCGCAUCUGCACUUUGGUCAUGUAUAUCAUCAUUAUCAUUCACUGGAAUGCAUGUCUCUACUUCUCCUUCUCCAAAUUUAUUGGUUUUGGUGCAGAUCCCUGGGUCUACCCAGCACUCACUGAACCUGAGUUUGGGGACUUGUUGAGAAAGUACUCUUUCAGCCUCUACUGGUCCACACUGACUCUCACCACCAUUGGGGAAACACCAUCUCCUGAGCUGGACUCUGAGUUCCUCUUCCAUGUAGUAGACUUCCUGGUUGGAGUCCUGAUCUUCGCCACCAUUGUUGGGAAUAUCGCCACAAUGAUUUCCAACAUGAAUGCAGCCCAAGCCCAGUUUCAGGCACGCGUCGACAACAUCAAGCAGUACAUGCAUGUGCGGCACGUCAGCAAGGACCUGGAAAAACGAGUCAUCAAGUGGUUUGACUAUCUGUGGUCCAAUAAAAAGGCACAAGAUGAAAGGGAGGUACUCCGGUACCUGCCGGACAAGCUGCGAGCAGAGAUUGGUAUGAACGUUCACCUGGAUACGUUGAAGAAGGUGAGGAUCUUCUCAGACUGUGAAGCAGGACUGCUUAUUGAGCUCAUUCUUAAAUUACGACCUCAGGUGUUCAGCCCCGGUGAUUACAUCUGCCGCAAGGGUGACAUCGGCCGGGAGAUGUACAUCAUCAAGGAGGGAAAACUGGCUGUGGUAGCUGAUGAUGGUGUCACACAGUUUUGUGUUCUGGGUGAUGGAAGUUACUUUGGUGAGAUCAGUAUCCUCAACAUCAAAGGCAGCAAAGCAGGCAACCGCAGGACAGCUAACAUCUGCAGCAUCGGAUACUCAGACUUAUUCUGCUUGUCCAAGGAUGACUUAAUGGAAGCGCUCACCGAGUACCCUGAUGCCAAAAGCAUGCUGGAGGAAAAGGGGAGGCAGAUCCUUAUGAAAGAUGGCCUGAUUGAAACAGACCCGGCUAACCUGAAGCCAGACCAGAAGGACCUUGAUGACAGAGUGAACCGCAUUUACAACACCAUGGAGCUGAUGCAGGCAAAAGUCAAGAAACUGCUGACAGAUUACGAGAAAACUGAGAAAAAACUGAGAGAGCGUAUUGUCCGGAUAGAACGCUAUGCUGGAGAGGAGGUGGAAGAGGAUGAGGAUGAAGAUGAGGGGCAGAAGAAAGUGAAGGAAGAGACUGCACCAGAGCAAGUUAAGGAGGAGAAGAAAGAGGAGGACAAGUAG
Neoarius graeffei (lesser salmon catfish) is the source of this 2052-nucleotide messenger RNA. RefSeq names its product cyclic nucleotide gated channel subunit alpha 1a (gene cnga1a). The coding region runs from base 1 to 2052 and encodes 683 amino acids. Lineage: Eukaryota; Metazoa; Chordata; Actinopteri; Siluriformes; Ariidae. Gene Ontology annotation, cellular component: plasma membrane; intracellular cyclic nucleotide activated cation channel complex. Gene Ontology annotation, molecular function: intracellularly cGMP-activated cation channel activity; cGMP binding; protein-containing complex binding. Gene Ontology annotation, biological process: monoatomic cation transmembrane transport. The transcript has 6 exons. The record is from RefSeq and is a predicted model, not a curated record.